GGAUACCCUAACUAACGAAAACUAAUCCAUCCGUGACGUUCGAAAAAUACCAUAUCCCUUUUAUAGGUUAAGUAAAUAUUAUGUAUGUGUAAAUUUUAAAGGCCAAUGAAAUCCUUCAGACUGAUCGUCCACCAAAAAACAUUUAGCGUGGACGAUUUGGUUAUAAACCAGAAGGAUUAUCCGGAAGCGAAGAAAAAUGAUAUAGUGGAGAUUUACCAUCCGCCGCCGACGGAAGAUGAGAGGCUCAAGAAACAUUCAGACGUGGAUGAAGAAUAUCCGCGUCUGCUGUUGCAAAUAAAAAAUUUCCGAGACGAUUUACUGCAAGCGCGAGAGACGGUCAGCGUCGAGCAGAGCGUCGCGACAGCGUUCGGCUUGCAGAUUUACAAAAAUGUUACCAUUCGAUUGAUAAAUCCUUGCGACGUGGCUUUGGAUUCGGUGGAAUUGACAUUCAAAGAUCACUACAUGGGAAGAUCGGAAAUGUGGCGACUGAAAAACAGUCUGGUGCAAACGUGCGUGUACACCAACAAAAAACUGGAGUUUUGCGGGGGCGCCAUCAGAUGCCAGGUGUACGAGAUGUGGGCCAAGGGGGACCGUGUCGCGUGCGGCGUGAUAACCGAGGACACGAAGGUGGUUUUUCGUUCCUCGACCGCCAUGCUGUACAUAUUUUUGCAAAUGUCGUCGGAAAUGUGGGACUUCGACAUCUACGGCAACCUGUACUUUGAAAAGGCCGUUAACGGUUUCCUGCCCGAACUGUUUCUCAAAUGGAAGAAGAACGGCAGCAACCACGAAAUCACGAUAGUGAUGUUUUCGAGGAUAUUUUAUAAAGCCGCCCAGUUGGAGGAAUUUCCGCCGCAUAUGAGAGAAUGCUUGCAAAGGGAUUACAAAGGCAAAUACUACGAAGAUUUUUAUAGGGUCGUCGUCCAGCACGAAAGAUACGACGACUGGAACAACAUUUUGGUGGAGCUGCGUCGCAUCUUUCAGCACUACCUCACCGACCUGCUGUCCUUCCACGUCAAACCGGACAUGGUUGUUCCUCUAGCGACGAACAGUUCGGCAGCCCAUGGUAAUUUCCUGGAGGUGCUUAACAUGUCACUUAACGUGUUCGAAAAGCAUUACCUGGACCGUAGCUUCGAUCGGACCGGUCAGCUGACCGUGGUCGUCACUCCCGGUGUGGGCGUGUUCGAGGUGGACCGGGAACUGACCAACAUCACCAAGCAGAGGAUCAUCGACGGCGGAGUGGGCAGCGACCUGGUGUGCGUAGGCGAGCAGCCGCUUCACGCCGUGCCUUUGCUCAAGUUCUGCAACAAAGACACGUACGGCAAUGUGCCGGACGACUACUCGAUGCCGCACUGGAUCAACUUAUCGUUCUACUCGACCAAUAAGAAGUUCGCUUACUCGAACUUUGUGCCGCGGAUCAAGCUGCCGCCCCUGGGCGGCGGCGAGGGCGGCAACGGCGACGCGAAAAAACCGAAAACGCGCCUGGUGCCCGACGAAGAGUGCAUCCACAACUCGUUCUUCGACUACGACGCCUACGACUCAGCUGUGUUCCAAAAUUGCUCCGCCCACCACACCCAGGACGCAUCGCCGAACCAAACGAAUCGCUUCAUCACGUCGUAUUCGAAGAGAUCGCCGGACAUGUUUUCGCGCGGUACCGAUCUGCGGAGGCGCGUCGCCCGGAAAAUAUCCGAUCCGGAAAUGGUGCGCGAACACGACGGCCUUAAUGGCGCCACAGAUCCGAUAGCGGUGCCGCAGACCAACAAAAACCCGCUCGUGUCGCCCCUGGCGGAAGAAAAAGAUUUUUCGCCGCCGUCGAGAAUGGUGGUCGGAUCGGAGGGCUCGUCGACCCACGAGUCCCGCGCCCUUAUCAAUCCCUUCGAUCCGUCACACGUGACGAUCAAGCUGACGUCGAACCGACGGCGUUGGACCCAUUUGUUCCCGAAAGAUCCGACGGGGGCGCUGAUACAGCAGCACCAUUACCAUUCGGCGUCGCGUUACUCCGGGCCACCGGAAGAACCCGAAGGCGGUGGCGCUCCGCCCCACGAGACGGUCACGGUGAACCCUGCCUUGCUAGACUACUGUAAGAGAAAGGGGAAUCCCCCUACGUUCGGCAAUAUGUCGAUGUUGGGAGCGAACUCGACCCGCAGCCUGACGUUGCUUUGGGGAGCCACCGGGGAGCAAGAGUGGACCCCAGCGCUUACUACAGGUGUCGACUGGAAAUCGCUGACGAUGCCCGCCUGUCUCCCGAUAACCACGGACUUUUUCCCGGAUAAAACGUCCCUACAAAACGACUACGUCGUCUCGCUCUACAGCCUGGUACCGGACACGGUGUACGCGGGAUUCGCCCAGCAGAAGAGCUCGAGCAAGAAGCCGCUUACCACCGACGAAAUUUUCAAAGAGCUCGUCUCGCAACGCCUCGCGCAAGGCUUCCAAUUGAUCGUGAUGAGUCAGAACGCGGAAGAGGCGAGCCAGUACGCCAAAGGGUCGGUGGUGAGGAAAAGUCCCACGGAAAACGACGAAUGUUACUACCUCUCGAUCGGGAGGCUGUUUCACAAGAUCUCGCUGGCCGGCAAUACCGUGUCGGUCACGCGGUAUAGGCCGAGGCACCCCUAUCCCUCAUUCAACUACCAGUACCUGUACAGGUUCUGCGCCCCAUUCCACGACACCUACGAAGACUCGGGGGCCACUUUCACGACCGAGAAGCUGGAGCACUACAACUGGAACUACCUGGACCAUUACGUGUGCACGGGAGGCGACAGUACUGACUUCGUUUUGGUCGAAGCACUCAAAUAUUGGCGCAUAAGGCUGUAUUUCCUGCCUUUGAAUAACGCCGGGACCAAAACUAUCGCCGAAGGUUCUGCCAGGUGCGACAUCUACACUUCGCCGUCGGACGCCGAGAAUCAGCAAAUGGCCGACGGGUUUCUGAAGUUCGUCGAGACGUGCGUCAACAAGCUGAAGAGGUCGAGUUUGGUGUCGAAAAAGCCGCGGAUGUCGCUCAGUAUACAAUCUUUACCGCCCGUAACUCAACCGAGACGUAACAGUGUGAGCAGUGUGUCGCAGAACAUCUCGCGAGCGAACGAAAGGAUAAUGACCUCGUCACUGAGCGGUGCCAACGCUGUCGGUACCCCCCCGGUCCUAAAAUCUGACAGCCCUGGCUCGGACAUAGUAGAAGCGAUGAAACACCAAUCCCAUGGCUUGUCGUACGUCAGCAAUCAGCACAACCUACCCACGUACGCUUUCGUUGCAGCUGACGCCGUCAAGUGGGUCGUGACCCACGUCGAAGACGUCACGGCCGUCGAAGAAGCUCUCCUGGUUAUGCGGAGGCUGCACGGCGAACAGCUCAUCCGGCACGCGUCCGGCGACCACAGAAUACAGUUCGUCUACGGAUCUGGUUUGUUUUACGUCGUGUCCGAUAGAGACGACCGAGCGGGGUCGUAUCACGCGGACAUCGAGAGUUUCGAAAACGACUUCUUCGAGGUGGAGGUGAGACCGCCCCUGAACUGGGGCUUGCGCGAUCCGACCCGCUCCGCCCCUCACUUCCUAAGCGACAACGUCAAUUUCGACUAUUUCGAUUGCGACGCCGACGAGACCAUAUACAAGCAGAUGCGAUUCGAGACGGACAUAAUGACCAAAAGCGACCGCACCGAAUGGGGUCACGUGCACUAUCAGACUGUGUUCCGACCAGACCGCGCGUACGAGCUAGUGCUCGAAUGGCUGACGUCGUCGGGACCGAUCAUAGCCGAACUGCUCUUCAACUUUAAUCGGAAAGCGCAGGCGUGCGGUCUGCAGGUGGUGCCGCUCCCCACCGACCCCCUCGCCAUACCAUACACCGGCAUAUCGGAUCCGUUGCGAAGCCCCAUUUUCGUGCCGCUCGACGUCGACUGUUUCGAGUACGACGAAAUGUUCAGAGAUCUACGCAAGCGUGACUGGUUCGAGAGGCUGUUCCUGUUCCAAGAGGCGAUAGUGCGGAGGUUCGGGUUCCUGCACAGCCUCGCCAACGAAGCGGCCGAAGAACAGAACGUGAAGAACCAUCAAUACAUCCACGCGACGGGUACCAUUUUCGUGUCGAUAUCGAGGCUCGUUUCGAAGCCCGAACGGCAUCGCGUGAACAGCGUUGCCAACGCUCGGGUCACCGACAGGUAUUCGGUGCACGCGGACGUCGUGCCGAGUCCCCACGAAGCUUACAUCACGCGACACGUGUCGGGCAAGAACCGCGAAGACGACCCGAACUGCACCGACAGGAUCGGUUUCCUGUGGUCGUGGAAUCACAUGAUCGGCAAAAAAUGGCGCACGAACCAAGCUGUCGACACCGCGUUCCAGAUAAAAAUGCUACGGGACUUCCGGGAGUUUUGCGGCAACGGCCACGACCGCCUGAAGAAUUUCUGGAGGGACAGCUGUUACGCCAAGAUGACCGAGUAG
This is a messenger RNA of Cylas formicarius (sweet potato weevil), 4416 nucleotides long. RefSeq names its product GATOR complex protein Iml1 (gene Iml1). Bases 106 to 4416 code for a protein of 1436 amino acids. Gene Ontology annotation, molecular function: GTPase activator activity. The transcript has 21 exons. Gene Ontology annotation, cellular component: lysosomal membrane; GATOR1 complex. Lineage: Eukaryota; Metazoa; Arthropoda; Insecta; Coleoptera; Brentidae. Gene Ontology annotation, biological process: negative regulation of TORC1 signaling; positive regulation of autophagy; cellular response to amino acid starvation. The record is from RefSeq and is a predicted model, not a curated record.